UCCCCGUGAUGUCACGGCGGCUGCUAGUUGCCGGUUCCCACUCUGAGCCGGGAUUCAGUUGGGCACUGAGGAGGCAGCGGCGCGGCGGACAGAUGUCUGCCUAAAAGCCUAGAAAGAAGCUUGCAACCCUAACGCCACAGUGGGAAGCCCACCCCAACAAGCUCUUGGGCCCACAAAUCAUGUUUAAGUGUGAAUCCAGACAAAAAGCCGGCAACGAUUUCUUUAUCAAAUCUAUCGGAGACGGAGCUCAGGAGAAGAGAAGAACCACAUUUUUCAGAGUGGGCAUCACCUUGGGAAUUUUAUCCGCCCAUUUCGGGGGUGCGAGGAUUCUCGACCAGAAGCCUCAGACAGUGGACAUGGGGAAAGAUUAUUACAAGAUUCUGGGUAUCCCUAAUGGGGCCAACGAGGACGAGAUCAAGAAGGCCUAUCGGAAAAUGGCGCUGAAAUAUCACCCUGACAAGAACAAGGACGCCAACGCCGAGGACAAGUUCAAGGAGAUCGCGGAGGCCUACGACGUCCUCAGCGACCCCAAGAAGAGGGGGGUGUAUGACCAGUACGGGGAGGAAGGUCUAAAAACUGGAGGCGGCUCAUCCGGUAACACGGGCAGCUCCUUCCAUUACACCUUCCACGGCGACCCCCACGCCACCUUCGCCUCUUUCUUCGGGGGCUCAAACCCCUUCGACAUCUUCUUCGGCUCAAACCGCAACCGCAUGGCCAACGGCUUCGACCACGAAGACAUGGACAUCGACGACGACAACGACGACCCGUUCGGCAACUUCGGCCACUUCGGCGUGAACGGCUUCCACCGGCGGCACCAGGACCAGAUACACACCCGCCGGAAAGUGCAGGACCCGCCCGUGAUCCACGAGCUGAAGGUGUCCCUGGAGGAGAUUUAUCACGGCUGUACAAAGCGGAUGAAGAUCACGCGGCGGCGGCUGAACCCGGACGGCCGCACCGUGAGGUCGGAGGACAAGAUUCUGAACGUGGUCAUCAAGAAAGGGUGGAAAGAGGGCACUAAGAUCACCUUCCCGAAAGAGGGCGACGCCACGUCCGAAAACAUCCCCGCAGACAUCGUGUUCCUACUGAAGGACAAAGCUCACGCGCAUUUCAAGAGAGACGGGUCGAACAUUGUGUACACCGCCAAAAUCACGCUGAAAGAG
Nanorana parkeri is the source of this 1160-nucleotide messenger RNA. Its product is annotated as dnaJ homolog subfamily B member 5-like. Gene Ontology annotation, molecular function: protein-folding chaperone binding. Gene Ontology annotation, cellular component: cytosol. Lineage: Eukaryota; Metazoa; Chordata; Amphibia; Anura; Dicroglossidae. The annotation marks the transcript as partial. The transcript is spliced from 4 exons. The record is from RefSeq and is a predicted model, not a curated record. Gene Ontology annotation, biological process: negative regulation of transcription by RNA polymerase II.